UUUUUAAAGAUGGCAUGGAAGAGCAGCAGUGUAAUGCAAAUAUAUAGAUUUCUUCUUUCAGUAAUUGUUUUUCUGCCGAAUGAGAUGACAGGUUCUAUUUUAACUGUGAACGGUAAAACCGAGAACUAUAUCCUGGACACUCGGCGUGGCUUUCAAGAAUCUCUGAAUUGUGCUGUUCAAAACCAUACCAGGGAAGAAGAACUUCUCUGGUAUCGAGAAGAGGGGAGAGUGGAUUUGAAAUCUGGAAACAAAAUCAACUCCAGUUCCAUCUGUGUCUCUUCCAUCAGCGAAGAUGACCACAGAGUUAACUUCACCUGCAGGCUGCAGAGUGAUAAGACAGUGUCCAUUUCAGUGAUGCUGAAUGUUAUAUUUCCUCCUCUCCUAAGUGGAAACAACUUCCAAACAGUUGAGGAAGGCAGUUCCGUGAAUUUGGUUUGCAACGUGAAAUCCAAUCCCCAGGCUCAAAUGAUGUGGUACAAAAAUAACAGCAUCCUGAAUUUAGAGAAAAACCAUCAUCAAAUCCACCAGACAAGUGAGUCUCUGCAGCUGUCAAUUACCAAAGUCAGGAAAUCUGACAAUGGAACCUACAACUGUAUUGCAAAUUCAUCUCUGAAAGUGGAAACCAUGGACUUUCACCUGAUUGUUAAAGAGAAAACCAUAGCCGUACCGAUGGAAGCCAUCAUUGCUGCGUGCGUUGUGGUCUUUCUAACGUUGUGCUUUGGAGUGAUUGCACGAAGAAAAAGAAUAAUGAAGCUCUGCAAACGAGAAGAAGACGCUCACAGUGGAACAUCUCUGUAA
Molecule: messenger RNA, 798 nt
Organism: Otolemur garnettii (small-eared galago)
Lineage: Eukaryota; Metazoa; Chordata; Mammalia; Primates; Galagidae
Gene: TMIGD1
Product: transmembrane and immunoglobulin domain containing 1
Exons: 5
Coding region: 10-798 (262 amino acids)
Source: RefSeq, a predicted model, not a curated record